AUGUCAGCUUCCACGCCAUCUUCUCGGCGAGCGAUGAUCGGAGCAGUAGUGUUUCAGCUCCUGGUGACGGCGGCGGCGGCGGCGACGCAAGCAGCAGGCCGCGUAGCGCUGCUGGGUUGCCCGGAGAGCUGCGGCGACGUACAAGUGCCUUACCCUUUCGGCAUCGGCGAUGGCUGCUCCUACCCUGGCUUCAACCUCACGUGCGGUGGCGAUGCGCACCGGACAGUACCCAAGCUGUUUUUAGCCACAGGAAACGACUCCGUCGAAGUGCUCGGCAUCUCCUUGCUGGACGGCACGGUACGCAUCCGCAGCAAGCUUUUCCAAUCAGUUCUCGUAGGCUCCACCACCAAUGCUUCGUGGUCAUGGCCCGGCCUACCGGCCGACGGCCCGUUCACGGUAUCCACCGCGUAUAACUGGCUGGUCGCCUUCGGAUGCAACAUCGUCGCCCAACUUAUCCCGCACGGCGACGCUGCCGAGGGUAGCACUUGCGCCGCCACAUGCGUGGAUGGGUGGGGUAAUAUCGCCGGCCCGUCGUGCUCCGGCAUCGCUCGCUGCCGGACUUCCAUGGGGCCCGGUGUCCGCUCAUACACGAUCAGGGUCCAGAAUUUAGCAGACCGACCACCGUUUGGGCUGUCGACGCAGACAGCUGCAUUCGUAGCCGAGCAGAGCUGGUUCAGCGCGAACGAGAAUGACAUGCUUAACAACUUGAGCAAUCACCUGCCAUUCACGGUCCGAAGUGUUCCGGUGGUGUUGGAAUGGUGGUUGGAUUUGAUCCGUGAUGAAGCCUUCUUGCCAUUGUCGGUUGGACCCAACACCACUGACUUUAGAUGCCUAAGCUUGAACAGUUCUAGCUAUUAUAAUGAUUUAAAUUAUGACCGAAGGCGGUGUAAUUGUUCUCAAGGAUACGAGGGCAAUCCUUACCUCCGCAACGGAUGCCAAGAUAUAGAUGAAUGCCAGCAGCCAGAUGUUUGUCAUGGAAGAACCUGCAUCAAUAUGCCUGGGACGUUCCGAUGCUCACCAAAGAAAAGUGUCAAAAGCCUCACAGGUUUAAUAACCAUAAUAGCAGUCAGUGCCAGUUUUGGGCUACUGUUUUCACUUCUUGGUAUUGCUAAAAUCACAAGUAAAAUAAAGCAACGUAGAGACAAGAAGUUGAGGCGAAAGUUUUUCAAGAAGAACCAUGGUCUGCUGCUUCAACAGCUAAUCUCUUCAAACAGAGAUAUAGCUGAAAGAAUGAAGAUUUUUAGUUUAGAAGAAUUAGAUCAGGCAACCAACAAAUUCGAUCAAAAUCGUGUUCUUGGCGGCGGUGGCCAUGGUACAGUUUACAAAGGCAUAUUGUCUGAUCAACGUGUUGUGGCUAUCAAGAAGUCUAAAAUCGUGGUUCAAAGGGAGAUCGAUGACUUCAUAAAUGAGGUUGUUAUACUUUCACAAACUAACCACAGAAAUGUGGUAAAGCUCUAUGGAUGUUGCCUUGAGACAGAAGUUCCUUUACUAGUUUAUGAGUUUAUAUCAAAUGGGACUCUUUCAUUUCAUCUUCAUGGUCAAAAUGAGAACCCCUUGACAUGGAAAGAUAGAUUGAGAGUUGCAUUGGAAACCGCAAGGGCCAUUGCAUAUCUUCACUCAGCAGCUUCUAUAUCAGUGUUGCAUAGAGAUAUCAAAUCUGCAAAUAUACUACUCACUGAUACUAUGGCAGCUAAAGUAUCAGACUUUGGAGCUUCACGAUCAAUUGCAAUCGACGAGACAGGAAUACCGACAGUCAUACAGGGGACUUAUGGUUAUCUGGAUCCUGAAUAUUACUACUCAAGUAGGCUAACAGAGAAAAGUGAUGUGUAUAGUUUUGGUGUUAUCCUAGCUGAACUUUUGACAAGGGUAGCACCAGUUUUCUCGUCUCAGGCAUCAGAAAGCAUGAGCCUAGCAUCAUACUUUGUGUCAUCGAUAAGAGACAACCGCUUAUCAGAUAUUUUGGAUCAUCAAAUUGUUGAUGAGGUAGGUGUUGAAGAUGCUAAGGUGGUUGCACAGCUCGCAGAAACAUGUUUAAGAUUAAAAGGUGAAGAAAGACCUACAAUGAGGCAAGUGGAGACAACACUUGAAGAUUUACAAAGAUCAAACGUCCAACUUAAUCAUCAGAUUGCAAGAGUGAGCAAUAGUAUUCUAAAAGAGCAGACAUAUAAGGGAAGCAAGUGCUAUGAAGGAACUAGACAAUAUAGUUUGGAAAAUGAGUUCAUUCAAUCAUCGGAAUAUCCAAGAUAAUUUUGCAUUCAUGAAGGAAAACAUGUCAAGUAAAUGUAUAUCUAUUAAUUUUGGGUGCCUAGUACAAAUAAAGGUCAUUUGGGAG
Molecule: messenger RNA, 2332 nt
Organism: Oryza brachyantha (malo sina)
Lineage: Eukaryota; Viridiplantae; Streptophyta; Magnoliopsida; Poales; Poaceae
Product: putative wall-associated receptor kinase-like 16
Exons: 3
Coding region: 1-2247 (748 amino acids)
Biological process (GO): cell surface receptor signaling pathway; protein phosphorylation
Cellular component (GO): plasma membrane
Molecular function (GO): polysaccharide binding; ATP binding; calcium ion binding
Source: RefSeq, a predicted model, not a curated record